AUGGGUUGCAUAUUCAGCAAAAGACGUACUCACCCACCUCCCAAAUUGAGCUCCGAUUCGCAAAUGAAACUUGGUCUUAUCUCAUACAUGGCCGCUUGUAGAGCCAAUUCAGACCAUGAAUCUCUAAACUCGAAGCCCCAGCAACGCACCACCCGAGUUAUCAGCACUAUCGCCGGCGGCGUCCAGAUUCGAUCUCUUUCUUUGUACUCUCUCCGAGAAGUUCCCGGUUAUCUCCUCGAAAAUAACGAAGAAGUGGUGAACGCAGUUCUGGGGCAUAAAAAAGAAAUUUGGGAAAACCCAGAACUUGUUGAUCUAGUCAAGGACUAUUUCGAGAGCAGUCCCAGCGACAGGCAGGCCAUUGUUCAAGCCGCGUUAAACCAAUUUGAUGAAGAGCACACAGAAGGGUUUCCUGGUGAAAAAUCUUCGUAUUCAAAAACUUUACCAGAAUUUAAGAAUAUACAGGUGGCCGCUGACUCAUUUGAUGAUGAGUUUUUCUCGUCGUUUCAAUCAGUUUACCAACGACAAUGGAAAUUACUACACAAAUUGCAAGUUGAAAAAGAUAAACUCGAUAGAAAAUUGAACUCAAAGAUUGCAUGGAGGAAGGCCUCAAAUGUGCUAUUUGGGGUCACUUUUGUUGCGGUGCUGAUUUGCUCUGUGGUUGCUGCGGCCAUGUCGGCGCCACCAGUGGUAACGGCUUUGGCCGCCGCGGCAUCUGCAUCAUUGGGUUCAACGGGUAAAUGGCUGGAUUCGACUUGGACAAAUUGUGUGAAAGUAAUCGAAGAACAAAAGGAGAUAAUCAGAUUGAUCCAUGUUCACACUGAGUACUAUGCGAUUGAGGGGUUGAAAACCAUUGGUGAGCUAGUGAAUAAGUUGGAAGAGUUGAAGUCGUUGUGGGGUGUGAUUGAUCAUGGUUUGAAAAAGGAGGCGGCUGUGGUGAUGGUGGUUAAUGAGAUAAGUAAGAAGCAAGAUGUGUUUGUACGAACCGUGGGUGAGUUGACAAGAAAUUACAAGAGCCAGGAAGAGGAUCUUUGA
Messenger RNA from Ilex paraguariensis (yerba mate), 1032 nucleotides. The record is from the annotation of a GenBank genome assembly. NCBI's taxonomy places the organism in Eukaryota, Viridiplantae, Streptophyta, Magnoliopsida, Aquifoliales, Aquifoliaceae.